Actinia tenebrosa (Australian red waratah sea anemone) is the source of this 1797-nucleotide messenger RNA. Its product is annotated as beta-1,3-galactosyl-O-glycosyl-glycoprotein beta-1,6-N-acetylglucosaminyltransferase 3-like. Gene Ontology annotation, molecular function: acetylglucosaminyltransferase activity. The record is from RefSeq and is a predicted model, not a curated record. Lineage: Eukaryota; Metazoa; Cnidaria; Anthozoa; Actiniaria; Actiniidae. Gene Ontology annotation, cellular component: membrane.
UACGGACUUGCACGUUGUUGGUAAUGGCCAUGGUCCCUAAGGUAUUAUCUUGAAGGUUCAUGGCUUUGUCACUAAAUACUGGUUUUACUUUAAUAUGUAUUUUGGUGCUGGCAAUGCUUAUAAUUGUCCAGCAUUCGGGAAUAAUGAAAGUGGACAAAAGGAUUGCCAAAUCUUCGCUUCCUCCUAUAAAAAAGGAAUCAAAGUGGGAAAGGUGUAAAAGCCUCAUUUUUGGGGAAGUUAAUAGACCUUCAAUGACAAAGAACAAUGACUCUAAAAUCCUCUCUGUCUAUAAGCCUGAUGAAGAUUGCGACCACGUUUUACGCACUCGCUUUCCUCAUCCUUGUGUGACGAAAGAAGAAACAUCAUUACCGAUCGCUUAUGGCUUCACAAUCUACAAMGGUGCCUCCCUGUUUGAGAGCAUUCUCCGGGCUAUCUACAUGCCACACAAUGUUUACUGCAUUCACAUCGACAAGAAAUCCCCAGAACUCUUUUAUCGAGCCAUCCAGGCCAUGAUACGUUGUCUGCCUAAUGUAUUUAUUGCAGCCAAGAGGGUUGAUGUUGUAUGGGGACAUUUUUCGAUUGUUCAAGCUCAGUUUCAAUGCAUGAAGGAACUUUUAGAAUCACCAGUGAAAUGGAAAUAUUACAUUAGUCUAAUUGGGCAAGAUUUUCCGCUAUACGAGAACAAGGAAAUCGUAGCAGCAUUAAAAAUGCUUAACAACACAAAUAGUAUCGCUAGUUCUCCAAUUCCGAAAGUUAACGCAAAACGAACUUUGACGGUCUUUAUUUUAAAAGACGGUUUCGUUCGAACGACAGGGAUUAAAAAGUCCCCACCGCCUCACAAUAUGUCUAUCUACAUGGGAGCCACACACAUUGUCGCCAUUAGAGACUUUGUCAGGUUCGUUCUCUACAGCCAGAUUGGGAAAAACUUUACUGAGUUCCUGAAAGACACCUUAAUUCCUGAUGAGAUUAUUUACGCCACCUUACAACAGCAUCAACUGGCCCCAGGGGGGAUCCGUGGGGAACAACCAGAACUAAUCUCACGCGCUUUGUACUGGGAAAAUACAGGUUUUACGUGUCACGGUCAAUGGGUACGAUCGUUGUGCUGGUUAUCUGUCAAAGAUUUGCAGUGGGCUUUGGGUAAAAGCAUGAAAAACAAACUUUUCGUUCACAAGAUUCCGUUUGACUCAAACGACGACAUACUAGAAUGUCUUCUUGUUGCAAGACAAGGAAGAGAAUACGGUUUGGACGUUUGGAACGCAAGCACAACGAUUUUGUAAGACAGUUGUCAGAAAAAAUGUAAAAAUAUGUUGCGAUAAACUAAACUAAAGUAAUACGGGAUUUUUCAGUAAGGGAAUGUCCAUUUUGAUUGGGAAAUAUUCUUUAUUUAACAUGAUCAAUAAGACGCCGCUACAGACGUAGGGGUGCCUGUAUAAUGCACAGAGAACUAGUACAGCUGAAGAAGUUUGCAAUGUUAGCCAAACGAUAAUGGAAUGUCAGCUAACUCUAGACAUCCGAACAUGUCUCAUGUACAGAAUGAAAAGAAAUUUUCCCAUGACGAAGACCCAAAAAUAAAUUUGCAAAUCUUGUCAACAUAGUCAGGUUGCCAAUGAAUUAAAGAAUUUUUUUUCGCAUAUAAUUUUUUUUCUAUCAAAUAACUUGAAUGUACAAUGUCACCAUCAGUAUAAAUAUCGAUCAAAUUACAUUACACGAAUUUGUGGCUCGUUUUUAGAGUUGUUUCAAUUCUUACAUGUGUAUCAUAGCCAAUGUUAAUAUACACCUAUCAAAAAAAAAAAAAAA